Molecule: messenger RNA, 555 nt
Organism: Grosmannia clavigera kw1407
Lineage: Eukaryota; Fungi; Ascomycota; Sordariomycetes; Ophiostomatales; Ophiostomataceae
Product: iron-sulfur cluster assembly accessory protein
Exons: 2
Coding region: 1-555 (184 amino acids)
Biological process (GO): iron-sulfur cluster assembly
Cellular component (GO): cytoplasm; mitochondrion
Molecular function (GO): 2 iron, 2 sulfur cluster binding
Source: RefSeq, a predicted model, not a curated record
AUGCGGCCUCCACCGCGACCUUCUGUCAAGGCAAUUGGACCAACUAAGCCACAAGAGACGGAGAAGGGUGUGUCUGAACCGCCAUCUGACCUCCUUACAGCACUGAAGUCAGGCAGUGCAGCAGACCCAAUACAAGCUGUGGCUACUGCGUCUACGCAAAAAAAUACGGCUCCAGCUAUUGCCUCGGUCAAACCGACAACCAGGCGCCCAUCGAAGCUACGGGCGCCGCGGAAGGCGGCCAUGCAUCUGACGCCUGCGGCAGUAGAACAAAUCAGGGCGUUGCUGGAAGGCCCAGAUCCGAAACUGCUUAAGGUCGGAGUGCGCAACCGUGGCUGCAGUGGACUGGCCUAUAACCUAGAGUAUGUGGGAAAACCAGGCGCAUUUGAUGAAUUGGUGGAGCAAGACGGGGUGCGGGUGCUUGUGGACAGCAAGGCAUUGUUCAGCAUUAUUGGUAGCGAAAUGGAUUGGGUGGAAGACAAGCUCAACCAACGGUUUGUGUUUCGGAAUCCAAAUAUAAAGGAGCAGUGCGGAUGCGGAGAGUCUUUCAUGGUGUAA